Anopheles nili is the source of this 1721-nucleotide messenger RNA. Its product is annotated as cytochrome P450 6a2-like. The transcript has 2 exons. NCBI's taxonomy places the organism in Eukaryota, Metazoa, Arthropoda, Insecta, Diptera, Culicidae. The record is from RefSeq and is a predicted model, not a curated record. Gene Ontology annotation, molecular function: iron ion binding; monooxygenase activity; oxidoreductase activity, acting on paired donors, with incorporation or reduction of molecular oxygen. Bases 1 to 1533 code for a protein of 510 amino acids.
AUGGAGCUGGCGCUAACAUCGAUCGCGUGUCUCGUGAUGCUCUGUCUCGGUGUGUACCUGUGGGUGAUCCGUCGGUACGCCUUCUGGCGUAGGUAUAACGUGCCUUUCGUCCAACCAGUGCUACCGUACGGCAACUUCCGGGAAAUGGGAAAAUCCAUCCAUCCAGCUCACCUUAGUCAGCGGUUUUACGAGCAAUACAAGAACGCGGAUGGGCUCGGAUUCGUGGGGUUGUACAUCUUUCUCAACCCGGUGUUGAUGGUCACAAACCUGCGUCUGGCCAAGCGAAUUCUCAUCGAAGACUUCCAGUAUUUCCCGGAUCGAGGCGUUUACUUUAACGAACGGGAUGAUCCACUGUCGGCGCAUUUAUUCGCACUCGAAGGUCGUCGAUGGAGGGAUCUUCGUGCGAAACUCACGCCAACGUUCACGAGUGGCCGCAUGAAGGCAGCUUUUCCGCUAGUGCACGCCAUCGCCGAGCAGUUUUGCGCUUUUCUGCAAGAACAGCAUGGUUCUGGUGAGAUUGUUGAGGUAAGAGACCUCAUGGCACGUUUCACAACCGACGUGAUCGGAUCGUACGCGUUUGGGUUGGAGUGUAACAGCUUCCGGGAACCGCACAACGAGUUCCGGCGUAUCGGCCGGAAGCACUUUGACACACCACGGAACCACCCACUGAAGGUGUUCAUCAUGAAGACGUUCCGUGGGCUGGCUAAUGCGCUCGGGAUGAAGCUUCUGCACGACGACGUGGCUGCCUUCUUCCAGGGUGUCAUCGAGCAGACGAUCGAGCAUCGUGAACGGCACGGCACUAAACGAAGCGAUUUCCUCGACCUACUGAUAAGGCUGAAGAAUACCGGCACACUUGAGGGCUCGGGAGAGAUAGUAGGGCGGCUGUCGGGUGCGGAAAUUGCCGCCCAAGCGUUCAUUUUCUUCACGGCCGGCUUCGAGACGUCUUCCAGCGCGAUGACCUAUACGUUGUAUGAGUUGGCGCUGAACGAGGAGAUUCAGCGACGAGCGAGGGAGUGCGUGUUGGAGGCACUCGAUCGGCAUGACGGUGUCCUGUCGUACGAGUCCUCCAAAGGGAUGCUCUAUCUCGAUCAGUGUAUCUACGAAACGCUUCGUAAAUAUCCACCUGUUGCCAUACUCGAACGGACGGUUGCGAAACCCUACCGAAUCCCAGAAACCGACAUCCUGUUGCACCGCGGCAUGAAGAUCAUGAUUCCCGCGUAUGCUAUCCACCACGAUCCGAAUAUUUAUCCCAACCCAGGCACGUAUGAUCCGGACCGGUUUACCCCCGAUCGGAUGGCUAGACGUGAUCCUUGCGCAUAUCUGCCCUUUGGCGAAGGUCCUCGGAUCUGCAUUGGGUUGCGUUUUGGUAUGAUGCAGGCCCGGAUUGGGCUGGCCUUGCUGCUGAAGCACUUCCAAGUGCUGCCCUGUGAAGAGACGGACGUGCCACUUAGCUACUCUCCGAGGGCGUUCGUGCUAACACCAGUCAAUGGUGUGCGGUUGCGGUUGGUGAAAUAUGAUGAGCCCCUCAGCUAGUUUUAUUAAUGGCAUUGUAGGAAUGGUUUCACAUUUUCUCAAUAGCCUAUUGUGCUAUUAAAUGUGGCUUUUUAAAGUCGUAUUACAAAAAAACCACAACAAACCAGUGAGCAUAUGCGGAAAAUUCAUUAUUAUAAUUAUAUAUACACAAGAAAAUUACUCUUAUUAUAGUAUGAUGAUAAAUAAAU